AUGGCUCGUCAUCAAAUGAUUCCCGGAACCGAUAAAACUGAGUGCCAAACACCGAAACUCGCCCGCAAACGCCAGGCUCCCGAAGGCAGAGUUAAGCGAGUCAAGAGAGAGCAACAAGAACAACAACCGAAAUCCUACCGGAGGAGCGCGCGCCUAAGCAGAAAAACCGCCCCUGUAUCUCAGGACUCUCCCACCCACACCCACACCCAAACCCACGUCCGAGAACAGAAUACGAAGCCAAAUCACAAACGACCCUGUGAAGAUCAAGCCCCCCCCGUUCCAAAACGACUACGGUUGUCUAUCCAUAGCUCAGCUAACAACUGGAAGAAAGCUGACCUGAUUGGGUAUUGGUGCAAGGCCAUUCGCUGGCCCGAAGAAUAUUUUGAAGCCCAGCCUGGACAGACUGAAGAUAUGAGCCACGUUCUCGCGAGAAAAAAAUCAUCGGCUUCCCUUCGGCGCAAAAACUCGACGUCGAGUCUUGCUACAGGCUCCAACACACCCACUGAUCAAGAGUCAAGGGACGAAAAGAAUGCCAAAUACAGAAGCGCUACUUAUGAAACUCUCCUCGCUACUUAUGAAACUCUCCUCGCUACUAAAGGCAGCUUCAUGCGCAAGUCAGAGCUAGGAAUAACCGAUAAGAGCAAGCGGAUUUGUAAGGAUUUAGUGGAAACCGAUCAACCUGUUCCCAAACACACGCUAUUUCGAGACGAUACCUUUGACGAGUUUUGUCAAAGGCUACAAGGAAAGAAUGAGUCAAGAGUUAUCCAAGAUAUAUCCCGAUUAAUUAUACCUUCGGCAGAAUCUCUCGCCGUUGACGGGGCCAAGAAUCUUAAACACCUAGUUGAAAGCGUCAAUGAACAGUGGAGCUCCUCCAUUGCCUUCUGUGGACCGCGUCCGCAGCCGGAUUAUGCGGCCGGGUUCGGCCGUUCUGCGUUCACGGAAGACCAGCUGAAGAAAUUCGAACCGUUCCUCGGCUACGACCCGGAUACCUACAGCUCGUUCUUCCUGGCCACCUUCUACAUGUACUUCCCCUUCUUGACCAGUGAGGUGAAAGGCACCGCCGCGCUCGACAUCGCCGACCGGCAGAACGCACACAGCAUGACCCUUGCCGUGAGGGGCGUCAUUGAGCUGUUUAAACUUGUAGGACGCGAAGAUGAGGUCAAUCGCGAGAUCUUGGCUUUCUCGAUCUCACACGACAACAGGACAGUGAGAAUCUACGGCCAUUAUCCGGUCGUUGAGGGAAGCAAGACUUCCUUCUACCGUCACCCUAUCAGAACAUUUGACUUUACGGAACUGGACGGCAGAGAGAAGUGGACUGCUUACACUUUUACGAGGAACGUUUAUGACAAGUGGGCGCCGGAUCAUCUGAAAAGGAUCCACUCGGCUAUUGAUGCGAUCCCUCCUGGAGUAAAUUUUGAUGUUCCUCAGUCAGAACUUAGACUCUCUCAAUCAAACACCCCAUGCUUUUUGGAGGAUGACGGCCAACUAAGCCAGACAAGCUUUGUAGCCUCAGCAGAAGCUACACCCAAUACUUCCUUCACCCAACAGUCGCAUGUCUUGAAGCGGCCAAGGAGGCAGAAAUAA
Molecule: messenger RNA, 1584 nt
Organism: Histoplasma mississippiense
Lineage: Eukaryota; Fungi; Ascomycota; Eurotiomycetes; Onygenales; Ajellomycetaceae
Exons: 3
Coding region: 1-1584 (527 amino acids)
Source: RefSeq, a predicted model, not a curated record